Elgaria multicarinata webbii is the source of this 2415-nucleotide messenger RNA. RefSeq lists its product as uncharacterized. Bases 49 to 2415 code for a protein of 788 amino acids. Lineage: Eukaryota; Metazoa; Chordata; Lepidosauria; Squamata; Anguidae. The transcript is spliced from 19 exons. The record is from RefSeq and is a predicted model, not a curated record.
AGAAUAGUUGCUGACUGUGGGAGGAGAGUGUGAGUUGAUACUCCUGAAAUGUGUUCCCUUAUCUUUGCAGGCAUAGUCCUGCUUUGUACGCUUGUGUCCCAGGAGGUGGGGGCCGUACCUUUCCCCACAGGCUCUGCACAGACGGAAUGCCGGGGCCGCUACUUUUGGAUUUGGAUGGAUAAGGCCGCCUUGGGCCGGAGUUCGUGGACUUACAGUGUCUUCAAUGAACUUGGCCAGCGCAUUGCUAUGACAGAGCAUAUUGCUGCCCAGUGCGGCUUCACCAGUGGCGCUGACUUGUACGGCAACCCUGAGAUCAGAGUGUCAUUCCUGGCCUGUUCGGUCCGCAACUUGUUUGACCAGGAUUUCAGUCUCCACCUCCAGGUGGAGGUCACCAGCCCAGCAAACUUGACCGCUACUUACGAUAUCUCUAUGAACUGCUCCCUCGAUGCCUCUUGGAGUCCCCGUGAGAUUGUCUGUGAGGAAAACUACAUGGAGGUGUCUGUCCGACGUGCGGUCCCGGGAAUAGCGAGCGAGGCACUGAACGAAGACUGGAUGGCCGUGUGGCCGGUGGCGCAGGGGGCUAUGAAUCAGGUGUGGCAAGUCGUCUUCCAUUUCCAGAAUGGCUCCUUGCAGAGCAUGAUGGCCACCCAGGCCCAUGCCUUGGGCUACGGCGUCAACACCACAGCUACCCGUGUCGUCUUCCGUACACCCUAUAACACCCAGCAGACUGAAAUCACCAUGGUUCAGGGACUGGAAGUGGAGGUGGCACGAGCCACGAUCUUCUACAAACAGGCUUGGAUGAUCCUAAUGGUGGACACUGCUCUUGCCUGCCCCAUCAACGCCCCAGUUUUUACAGCUACAACCCUGAGCUGGGUGACCCCACGGAUCAUGACUUCCCUGGUGGGCUUCCCGGAUCAGUAUCGAGAUGAAGUCAUUGGGAUGGGCUUGGAUGGGCGCUUGAUCGAUGAAGCCGCUGUCCUGAGGAAUGGCUACACCUUCGUGAUGGAUGACAAUUUCUUCAGCAUCACAGUGCCCAUUGGGGCUGCUGGAGGGCUGACUGAGAGUGAUGUGCUUGACAACUACUAUGGCACAACAUACAGCAUAAAGCUCCUGCUGGACCGCAAGUGGCAAGGGGACGAGAGUGACCACACUCGCCACCGUAGCCUGAAGUCCAUCUGCACGCCCUUUGCUCCCCAAAUGCCGGUGCUCAUUGACAACACUAUCCCAGAAAGAGGCUACUUUGACAUCAGCCUGGGUAACUUCCUUCCUGAUGUGGAGCUGUCCACCAUUGCCAUUGCUGGCCAGCCCUUAACACCCGAGGAGCUCAAGAGACGUGGCUUCCGGCUGGAUGAAGUCCCCAAUCUCAACCACACCAGGAUCUUCAUUCUGCAGGUUCCUUUCACUGACCCUCUGGUGGAGCAGCAGUAUCUGUAUGACAACAUCAGGAGAUACACGUUGCAUCUCUACUACACUCUCAAUCUGAUCCCAAAGGACAAGCCAUUCACCCAUCUUGGAAUGAUUAAAUGUGACGUCCCUGAUGUUGUUCUUCCAGUCUUCGAGGGCUUCUGUGACGCAGGAAAGGUUGCUCUGGCCAUGACCCGAGGGAACCUGGACCGUUACUGGGUCUCCUAUGUGGGCACCUUGGAGCUAACCAAACAACUGGUCAUAUCGCAGAACUACACAGUACAAGAUGAUGGCAGCAACUUCUACCUCUCAGUACCUUUCUUGGCAGCUGGUUUGGUGUAUGAGGACAUUUCCCUCCAAGGACUGUCUGCUAGGCUGGACUUCAGCUUGAGGGAUAACAAGACCCACGCAACUUUGGUAGCCUUUCCAGUAACCUGUAUUUUCCCCACUGGAAAACUGCUUGUAUGCCUUCCCAAUGGAACCAUGACUGCUACAGUCGUCAGUCUAGACACCAAACCAGACUUGGACCCUAGGAGAACCCACCUACGGGACAGGAACUGUGGGCCGGUGGCAGCUGAUGAAACCAGGGCGCUUUUCUCUUUUCCAGUGGCCACCUGUGGCACCACAAGAAGGUUUGAAGGCAACUACUUGGUGUAUGAGAAUGAAGUAACCUUCAGGAGAUGGAUGAUCCCUGAAGCGAAUCCAGUUAUUACCAGGGACUCCCAGUAUAGGCUGACUCUACGCUGCCGUUACCCUCUUAAUGAGACACUCAGAAUCUGGGCUCGCCAACUGCCAGGGGAGUGGGCUACCCCUGUGCCCUACGGCCUUGCACCCAGAGCAUACCAGCAAAAGAGAUCUGCAAAUUAUCAGGUUCACUCCCAGGUAGCAGGCCGCGCUUCGGAAGGAGCAGCCGGGGUGAUAUGGUUCUGGUUUUCCGUCUUCAGCACGGUUCUGUCUGGGAUAGCUGCUGUGCUAGCCACAACCCUGCCUGUCAGAUUACCAGGCUGUUGA